GCAGGUCGUCUCAUAUGAACUUAGAGGUUUGGUUAGUCAAAAUGUAAAGAACCUGUUAGGUUAAUAAUGUUACACUAGUGUUGAGUGGUCCAACUCUAAGACUUUUAUGUUUGAAAAGAAGAAACAAUGAAAUCGCUUCUGAAGUUGGUUAUUGGGGUCAGAAGAUUUGCCUUUGAGAAACAAAACAACAGUCCGUCUCUUCAGUACAUGGGGAAACCGUCUUUAACCAGAUUCUACUGAACUCCCGGGGACUGAAUGUUUUGAGAUGCUUCAGCAACAACAUGACUUCAUCUCCUUACUUCCAACACGGGAACAGCGGACGCCCAAUGUCGCCCCGUUCCAUCAUCAUCACACACCGCCAUCAUCUUCUUCAUCCCCAUGUCCCUUCUCUUUCCUUCCACAACCUUCAAGUUUCCUCCCUCUUCUCAGACUGCAUGGAAAUGGUCUCCUGAGGAUCCUCCUCACCCUUCUUACGGCUCUGUGCAUACUGCCCUGCCAAGCGCAUGCAGUCUUGUUUCGGGCUGGCGUGGUUGGACCGUGGGGUUGCGACCGGCUCUUUGCCAAGGCACUUCCAAAUGUUGCGGCUCAGCUGGCGGUGAAUCGCAUCAACAGAGACCCCUCGCUGUCCUACGCUGCUACGUUUGGCUAUGCUGUGCUGCAGGAGCCUUGUGAAACAUCCAGGGCACUGGAGGCAUUUGUGGGUUUCCACACAAAGGCGUCUGGUUACAUUGGACCGGUCAACCCGGGAUACUGUGAUGCUGCUUCGAUGCUGAGCAAAGGCUGGAACAAAGCAAUAUUUCCUUGGGCUUGUGUUGGCUAUGAGUUAGAUGAUGUCCGUAGCCAUCCGACGUUUGCCCGAUCUAUGGCGAGACCCACCGCAGUGCUGCACAGUGUCAUGACCUACUUCAGGUGGGCUCACAUUGGCAUCAUCUCUUCUUCCGAUGACAUCUGGGUGAAUACAGCAACCAAGGUGGCGGACUCUUUAAGGAGCCAUGGGAUGAACGUCAGAUUUGUCAGUUUUAUGGAAAACACACCUCAUGGCAUUAGGCGAACCUUGGCCAAAGUCCGCAAGAUGAAGGAAAUACGAGCUGUGAUCCUCUGCAUGCACUCGGUUCUCAUCGGCGGUUUGGCCCAGAAGCUCCUCUUAGAAACAGCCUACGACAUGCAGAUGAUCGACGGCUCCUUCGUGUUUGUACCUUAUGACACUUUGCUCUACAGCCUGCCAUACGUCAAUGCAACCUACCCUACCGUGAAGAACAACAGCAAACUGCUGCGGGCCUACGAUGCCAUGUUGACUAUCACCAUCGACUCCCCCCAGGCGUCAUUCUAUGACGCCUACAGAGAAGCUAUGGAGAGAGGAGAGGUGGCAAGAACGCUGAAACCCCAACAGGUGUCCCCUCUGUUUGGAACCAUCUACGACUCUAUUCUGUUCAUGGCUCAUGCAGUGCAUCGCGUUCGUCAGUCCAGGGUAUGGAUGUCUGGAGGAAACCUGGCACAACAUAUACGCAAUUUGGAUUUCCAGGGCUUUAGCCACCGUAUCAAAACCAGCAGCUCUGGAGCUGUUCAGCUGGACUACCUCAUCUUGGACACAGAUGGAUUGAGCUUGAAUCUCGUGCCAACAUACAAGAUCGACAUGGAGAUCAGCAUGGUUCGCUUCCUGGGGCGAGACAUUCACUUCCCACAAGGCUAUGGGCCCAGGAGGGACGCUGCCUGCUGGUUUACACCCGGGGUCACCUGCUCAGGAGGAGUGGAUCUGCUAUUGACUUUCAGCAUGUUCUUUGGUUCUAUUGCUGCUUCUGUCUUCGCUGUGGCUCUCCUGUACUGCAUCAAGCGACGCGUCAAUCAGAUUCGAAUGGUCAGAGGUCCCAACAAGAUCCUGCUUACUCUCCAAGACGUCACAUUUAUUAACCCGUCACUUAGCAACAAGAAGCUGAGCCUAGAUGACAGCAGGACUAGCGGUGGCCGGAGCACGUCUGAACGCAGCCUCAACACGCCCGCCUCCUCCCAGUCUCCGGCCACAUACGAGAAUUCAAACGUUGUCAUUUUUGAGGGUGACUGGGCGUGGCUGAAGAGGCUACCUGACGGCAGAUUUCGGAGCAUCAACCCUAAAACCAGCUAUGUUUUUGAAUUGAUGAAAGACAUGCGUCACGAGAAUGUCAACCCUUUCCUGGGCUUCUUCCAUGACUGCGGCGUGUUUGCCAUCGUCACCGAGUUUUGCUCCAGAGGAAGCCUGGAGGACCUGCUGCUGAACGACGACGUCAAACUUGACUGGAUGUUUAAAUCGUCUCUGCUGCUGGACCUCAUUAAGGGUAUGAAGUACCUUCACCAUCGUGGAGUGUGUCACACCCGUCUGAAGUCUCGUAACUGUGUGGUGGACGGACGUUUUGUCCUCAAAGUGACAGACUACAGCUACAAUGAGGUUCUGGAGUCACAGCGGUUCCCCUUUGUUGAAUCGCGUCCAGAAGAGUUGCUGUGGACGGCUCCAGAGAUCCUGAGAGCCAGUCAUCCGGGACUCCACGGGACUCUCCCCGGUGACGUUUACAGCUUUGCUAUCAUAAUGCAGGAGGUGGUGAUCAGAGGGCCUCCAUUCUGCAUGCUGGACCUCUCCGACGCAGAAAUAUUAGAAAAGCUUCGAAAGCCUCCACCCCUGUGCCGUCCGGUGGUCAGUCCAGAUUACGCUCCUAUGGAGUGCAUUCAGCUGAUGAAACAAUGCUGGACCGAACAGCCGGACAAGAGGCCGACCUUUGAUGACAUAUUUGACCAGUUCAAAAACAUCAACAAAGGGAAAAAGACCAACAUCAUCGACUCAAUGCUGAGGAUGCUGGAGCAGUACUCUUCUAACCUGGAGGAGCUGAUCAGAGAGCGAACGGAGGAGCUGGAGAUAGAAAAGCAGAAGACGGAGAAGCUGCUGACACAGAUGCUUCCCCCGUCAGUGGCGGAGGCUUUGAUGGUGGGAGCGGUAGUGGAGCCGGAAUAUUUCGACAACGUGUCGCUCUAUUUCAGCGACAUCGUUGGCUUCACCACCAUCUCAGCCAACAGCGAACCCAUCGAGGUGGUCGACCUCCUCAACGACCUUUACACGCUGUUCGACGCCAUUAUAGGCAACCACGAUGUCUACAAGGUGGAGACCAUCGGCGACGCCUACAUGGUGGCGUCGGGCGUUCCUGUCCCCAACGGCAACCGCCAUGCUGCAGAAAUUGCCAACAUGUCUCUGGACAUCCUCAGCGCUGUGGGAACCUUCAAAAUGAGGCACAUGCCAGACGUACCUGUCAGAAUACGAAUAGGACUCCACACAGGUCCGUGCGUAACAGGCGUGGUGGGUCUCACCAUGCCUCGCUACUGUUUGUUUGGAGACACGGUGACCACCGCCUCUCGAAUGGAGUCCAGUGGAAUGCCCUACAGAAUUCAUGUCCAUCAGAGUACAGUAAAGGUCCUGCAGGAACUCAAUCUUGGCUACAAGCUUCAGUUGAGGGGUCGCACAGAAGUCAAAGGAAAAGGAAUAGAAGAAACAUACUGGCUUACGGGGAGAGAUGGAUUCACCAAACCUCUGCCGGUUCCUCCAGAACUUAAGUCAGGGUGCAGAUCUUUCGACGCUUCAAAGAUGUCAUUGGCGGAAAACAGGGACAUGAAGCAGGUGUUUCACAAGGCAGUAAAGAAGAUCGCUCACGUCCGCGUUGUGACGCAGCUUUACGUGCCCGAAGACGACCACAAUGUCAUGCUGACGCACCACUGAGUGACUGACUUUGUCUGGAGACAACUCAAGAGCAACGCCUCCAUAAAGCUGCAGUGACGAAGAACUCUGAAAUUGAGCGUCCAACUCGAGAGAGAGGAGGGUGGUAAAAGUGUUGGUUGGGGUUUACAGCAGCCAGAGCGUUUGAGUGAAUGUCUGUGGGCAGCGGCCCAAUAAUUGGGUAUGCACUACAUAGUGAUGCUGUGCUAAAGAGGAUGCCAAAGCGAAUGGAAAAAUGAUCUCUACACUGUGUUCCAAAUUAUUAUGCAAAUUGGAUUUAAGUGUCAUAAAGAGUAGAUUUUUUGUUGUGCAAUUGAAUUUAUAGAUGUUAUUGUGUGUCCGAGCUCUUUGAAUCACUAUAGUUAAUUUCAGAUUAGUUUGUCUGGUGAGCUCAAUUAAAAGAAAUCUACUUAAGAAGGAUGUUCCAUAUUAUUAAGCAGGCCACAGGUUUCAAGCAAUAUGGGAAAUAGAAAGGAUCUCUCUGCUGACAAAAAUCACCAGCUAGUGUAGAGCUGUAUGACAAGGUAUGAAAACAUUAGAUAUUUAAAGAAAGCUGAAGCGUUAUCGUACUGUGAAGAGAUUUGUGGCUGAUUCAGAACAAAGAUGGGUUUGUACAGAUGAAGGCAUAAUGAUGAAGGUUUCUCUUAGACAAAUUCAUAGGAUUAAGAGAGCAGAUGUUAAAAUGCCCUUACAAAGCAGCAAACAGUGAUUUGAAGCUUCUGGAGCCUCUGGAACCUCAAGAUGGAGGAUCCUCCAGAGGCUGGCGGUGCAUCAACCUGCUACUGGGCCCCUAACCAUCUUACAAGCAGAAACGAUUGCAGUAGGCCCAGCCGUACAUGAAGGUUAAUGUUCAAACAGACUUGUUCACUGAUGACUGCUGUGCAACCCUGGAUGGUCCAGAUGGACGCAGUAGUGGAUUGGUGGUGGAUGGCCACCACAUCCCAACACGGUUCAAAAAGAAGAUCUGAACCUUCAGUAGCAAAAUCAUCUUCAUGCACGACAAUGAAUGCUGCAAGGAUACCACUGUGUCACUGGCUGCUACGGGCAUAAAAGGGGAGAAACUCAUGGUGCGUCACCAUCCUCCUCUGACCUCUGACCCUAUUGAGAAUCUCUGGAUCCUCAAGCAGAAGAUCUGAGGGUGAAAUGCAGUUCAUAUCAAAACAGCAGCUCUGGGAAGGUUUUCUGACAUCUUGUAAAGAAAUUCGAGCAGAAACUUUCCACAAACUCACAAGAUCAAUAUGGAUGCAAGAAUCGUGCAGGUGAUGUCAUAGAAGGUCAUGUUAACAUGUAACUCUGUCUGUUAACAUGUUUUUGAUUGAAAUAGCUUUUUAUUUUAGUUCAUGUGAACACUUAAUGCUGCACAUUCAAAGAAUGACUGCAGUUCUUUAUAAUCCGUAACAUAUUUAGAAAAUCUGCUGUGCAUAAUAAUUUGGAGCAGUGCAUUUUGAGUAUUUUUUUUUUUAUUUUUUAAAAAAAUACUGUUGUCAUGGGGAGCUUUGUUCAGUAAAAUAUGAUUUAUACUGUAAUAGUUCAUGACUUGAAAAUUAUACUGACCAUCAUUUGCAUCAUCGACCAUUGAAGAAAAUCUGAGAAAAUAUCACUUGCAUAAUAAUUUGGAACACGGCGUAGUCGUCAUUAACGUUUCCGCCUACACCUUGGAAAGUGCAUGUUGGUGGCGCUGUCUGUGAGCAUCAGUGGCUUGAGCUGCAGAGAUGAAGCCUGAAUGGGGAACGCUCUACAAAGGCUGACAAGUGGUGAGUCGGCAAAGACGGGAUCUGCAGAAGGUCUUGGUCAGCAGCAGAGGAACGCGGCUAAUCUCUCUCUUUCGUCUCCCAUCACCUUGGCUCCUCUUCUGGAAGGACAUUUACUAGGAAGGAAAGCUCUUUGGUGCCCUGUCUUCUUCAAUGUACAAAUAAAUAAGUAAAACCCCAAAGGAUUUGGGCUUAAAUAGACGAGAACAGACACACAUAGGCAUUCAAGACCCAGACAAUGUUUACAGUCUUUUCUGUCAGUUAGUAAAAAUGUUCUAAUUGCUUGUUUUCAUUUGUACUAACAAAAAAAAAUCAUGAAGGAGAAUAAAACUCAAAAUAAAGGAAUAACAUCAACAGA
Molecule: messenger RNA, 5839 nt
Organism: Poeciliopsis prolifica (blackstripe livebearer)
Lineage: Eukaryota; Metazoa; Chordata; Actinopteri; Cyprinodontiformes; Poeciliidae
Gene: gc2
Product: guanylyl cyclase 2
Exons: 25
Coding region: 266-3733 (1155 amino acids)
Biological process (GO): cGMP biosynthetic process; protein phosphorylation; receptor guanylyl cyclase signaling pathway
Molecular function (GO): guanylate cyclase activity; protein kinase activity; peptide receptor activity
Source: RefSeq, a predicted model, not a curated record